GUGUGUGUGUGUUUUCUCAGCCUGGCACACACUGAAGUCUGCCAGCGGACGCUCGCGGUGGCAUACCGUGACAGUGCAGCUUUACCGGAGUGAGCCAAACGAGAGUCGCGUCCAUCCAUCCAUCCGUCCAGCCAUGAGUCACCGAGGAAAACGGACACAUUCGCGCUCGGACCUGUUGUUCGCGUGACCAUCAAGCGUAUUAAGUUUAGCGUCUGGGCAAAGCCGCGGGAAUAAGAGAUUUUCUCCUGGGUUGGAUCACGUUUGGAGCAUAAGUCGUGCGCUGCGCGUCUCCGCCGCUCAUCAGAUGAUGCGUGUUCACGGGUCCUCCUCCGGUGCCUCCGGCAUUACUCACGCACCGGCGGAGUGAGAACAGCUGAAGAUGAUCCUCAGAUGAACAGGUCGGGGAAACUUUUUCUGGAAGAUGUUCAGGGGAGCUGCGGUCUUCGUUUGGAUAUCUGACGGCCACGACGAUGAGUUUGUUUAAACGCACGAGAGGAGGAAAUUUAACAGGUGCGUAAUUGUCACUCGAGCAUGAAUCCCAGUGGCUUCUGGCACCUUCUCCAGUUCAGAAGCUCUUUGGAGAUCACUCGGGGAGCGCGCUAGUUGAUGGCACUGCGCGCCGGGAGGACUUUGCUGUGGCUCGGGCAGGUUUUGCGUAGAGUUUCGCGGCUGCAGGGCUUGUGGUCCCGGCGCUCCAGCAGUCUGCUGUGUCUCUCGGCCAGCCAGGACCACGAUCAAGGGACCUGUUACAACCGCAACCGGUGUCCGAAGACGCAUCAGCAGCACUGCCCCUAUCCGCCCUUUCCAGACUGCUGCUGCGCCUUCCCGGGGGAUAAGAGGGGACAUGAACCCCUCAGCCGCCGGUUCCUGGUGGCCAUGAAGAGGCAGAACGUGCGGACGCUGUCCCUGAUCGUCUGCACGUUCACCUAUCUGCUGGUCGGGGCCGCGGUGUUUGACGCGCUCGAGUCGGACUUCGAGAUGCGGGAGAAGGAGCAGCUGGAGGCGGAGGAGAAGCGCCUCCAGGGCAAGUACAACAUCAGUGAGGAUGACUAUAAAAAGCUGGAGACCAUCAUCAUGGAGGCCGAGCCGCACAGAGCAGGGGUCCAGUGGAAAUUUGCAGGGUCCUUUUACUUUGCCAUCACUGUCAUAACCACGAUAGGUUAUGGCCACGCGGCUCCGGGCACGGAUGCAGGAAAGGCGUUCUGCAUGUUUUACGCCGUACUGGGGAUCCCGCUCACGCUGGUGAUGUUCCAAAGCCUCGGCGAGAGGAUGAACACCUUCGUCAAGUACCUGCUGAAGCGCAUCAAAAAGUGCUGCGGGAUGCGCAUCACGGACGUCUCGAUGGAGAACAUGGUGACCGUGGGGUUUUUCUCCUGCAUGGGAACGCUCUGCAUCGGCGCGGCAGCUUUCUCCCACUACGAGGACUGGAGUUUCUUUCAGUCCUAUUAUUAUUGUUUCAUAACACUCACCACCAUCGGGUUCGGGGACUUUGUGGCCCUGCAGAAGAACAAAGCCUUGCAGAGGAAACCCGUUUAUGUGGCGUUCAGCUUCAUGUACAUCCUAGUGGGGCUGACGGUCAUCGGGGCCUUUCUCAACCUGGUGGUACUACGUUUCCUGACCAUGAAUAGCGAGGACGAGCGGCGAGACGCCGAGGAGAGAGCUUCCCUGGCGGGGAACCGCAGUAGCAUGAUCAUCCACAUCCAGGAGGACACGCUCCAGAGGAGUCGACGGAGACGAGAGCAGCAACAGCACCGCUACAGGCCCGAGGUCACCGAUCUCCAGUCCGUUUGCUCCUGCAUGCACUACCAUUCGCAUGAGUUCGGGAGCUCGGUCGGCCUCGGGUUGGGAAUGGGAGGAGGAGGAGGAGGCGGCGGCGGUGGCACCUUUCAGCACCAGAACUCGUUCGGCUCCCAGUUGAGCCCCCAUCAGUACCAUCACUACCACUCGACGGUGUCCUACCGCAUAGAGGAGAUCUCGCCGAGCACUUUGAAAAACAGCUUCCUUCCCUCCCCCAUCAGCUCCGUCUCGCCCGGGCUGCACAGCUUCACAGAAAACCUCCGGCUCAUGAGACGCCGCAAGUCCAUCUGAGGAACGACGGCACCCGGUAACUAAUCGCUGAACGCGCAUAUCCAAUGCUGCUGCUCUACCAAACCUCAUUCCCGCACUUUUUUUUCGACAUUUCCAGGCUCUUGCGAGAAGCGAGGAAGUGACUUUGGAUCACGCGAGCAGGACGCUUGAACGGUUGAUGGAUAUAUAAGAACUUCGUUAAAAAGCAUGAAGCAUGGAUAUCUAUUUUUGCAGAAAACAUCACCUGGGCCUUCUUUGCCCUUUUGAGCAGCACCUGAGUGGGUUUGGAUAUAAUAAUACCACCCUGAUAAUCUUAUCAGACGAUACACAUUUGAGUUUUGAAUAAUACAGAGGGAGAUAUAUAUAUAUAUAUAUAUAAUUUUUUAAAGGGACAUGUGAAAACGUGUUUUAUCAAACGGUGAGCAGCCUCUGGUUCUUUCUUAAGAUUCAAGUGCCACAACAAUGAAGAGGAAAUAACUAUAAAACUGAUUUGAAAAGGACUACACAGUAUCAGGUAUUGUUUUCUAUAAGCAAUUCUAUUUAAGAAGAAUAAGACAUUGAUUCACAUCAUGCCAAAAUAUUGUUGCCAACCAUAGCAUGUGCAUUAGUUGUCGUUUGAUGUGAGUCAUCGUUUCCGUUAACCUUUUUUUGUUUUUUUUUUCCGUUUUUGUUUGUUUAAUUUCAAUCAAAAGUUUUUUGUAAAUUAUACAUGUAUGUAGAGACUUUCCAAGUGCGUUAUAUUUAAAGGUGACAGACGAGAGACAGCAAAAGUCGGUUCUGAGAGGAGAAUAAUUGCAUGUGCUUUGUUCAAACUGGUAUGUGUAUACUGUCACGAGGCGAAGCGAUAGCUACCUUAGCACUGGAUUCAAUAUAAAAAGCAAAUAAUCCUUAUAAAAAUAUUUUCUGAAAAGGAACUACCGACUCCAAAACAUCCACUAGAACAGGGCCUCACAAUGGGAACGUUACGGCAUCGCCGAUGAUUGUUAUUCAUCGGGAUUUAUAUAAAAAACAGCACGUUGACUCGACUAUUAUUCCAUUGUGAACAAUCAAUGUAUAAUGUAUGCUAACCCUAGCAAUGAUUGCUUUUCUCUCGACCAUUUAUUUGAAUGAGACUUAUUUAAAUGCAUCAAUAAAGACAGUUAUUUAUGUAUUUUACACUUUGAUGAUGUCUUGAGAGGAUGCCCUGCAAAUCGGAUGGUACCUCAUAGGCCUAAAUCGCUCUGAUGUUGAUUGAAAAACAUAGUGUAGCUCUUUUAGGUGAACAGUCAGAAUGUAAUCAACAGUUCUCAUUCCCUGCUUGGGGUAGGAAUUGUUUUUGUUCAGUAACCAAAUUGCAUCUCUGAUAUAACAGCAAUCAUGUCACUUUUCAGUUUUAACUGAAAUCUUUUACUGUUUCCUGAAUAUAAUAUACGAGUAUCUGUGUAACCGUUAGGAUCAUCCGAUAAACCAGAGUUGGAGUCAAGACCGGACCCUACAAGACCAAGAUCUGACCUAUCAAGGCCCAGAUCCAAACCUAUACCUGUCCAAGUAUGAGAUUGUCCAGGUUAAUGAACUAAAAUGGAGAAGAUGCUGAAUUUAUCACAGCAUUCACUUUGUACAUAGCCAUUCAAAGCCAUAGAAAUGUUGCUUAUUUUCUGUAAUCAUGAAGACACCUUGUUGAAUUUGGCUGAGUAUUACCUUUAGUAUGUUAGAGGCCCUGAACCAAGACCAAAACUGGACUCUACGUUCAGACUAUCAGACUAUUUUUACGAAUCUUUUUCGUGCUACAUUCAUAUGUGGUUUGAAACCCUAUUCAUAUCGCAUUUCUGGAAGUCUGCUCUGAUCAGAUUUUGCGUGGUUUAUGUGACUUUCUCAUGCCAUGUAAAACGUAAACAUAAGACAUUGAUAUAGGAAACAUGCUGAAAGUCGCUCCAGAAAGAAACAAGGUUGUGUUGUUGUAAACUGCCGGUUGAGCAGAAAAUGACGGAGACGUGUUUUGAAACCGGCGGAGACUACAGCAUGGAGUAAAGCCACACAUAUCAGCCUCGUAUGAUGUUUCAGCCACUGCCUCAUAAGAUGCAGUAGUCCAACAUGGCGGCUACACAUCGGCUAUGUUCACACUGCAGGUUUAUGUGGCCCAAAUCUGAUCUGAGAUCUGUUUUCCCCAUGACAUUGUGAACAGUACAAACCAAGUUGUGCCAUUUCCAUAUGUGGUACUAAAUCCGAUACAGCUCAGAUGUUUUGUAAUGAGACCGCAGUGUGAACAGUCAUAUCGGAAUUCAUGCGAUUUUUACGUCACUCAACAUCAACAUUCGUCACGAUUCUGCGCUCAUGGGAGUCUAUUCAAAGAUUUUACAUGCCCAACGUUAUCAAGACAGUUGUGAAAGGUAGUCAGUAGAAGGGCAGUGAUGUGUCAGAACUCGUAAGUAUUACAGAGAAGCAAAACAUGAGGGCUCGUAUCAUAAAAGUUUCAAAACUCUGCUCUCUUUUGUCACAUCAUUGUCUUUAUUUUUCAUAUUGCCUGCGCAUAAU
Megalobrama amblycephala (Wuchang bream) is the source of this 4578-nucleotide messenger RNA. RefSeq names its product potassium channel, subfamily K, member 9 (gene kcnk9). NCBI's taxonomy places the organism in Eukaryota, Metazoa, Chordata, Actinopteri, Cypriniformes, Xenocyprididae. The transcript is spliced from 2 exons. The record is from RefSeq and is a predicted model, not a curated record. Gene Ontology annotation, molecular function: potassium ion leak channel activity. Gene Ontology annotation, biological process: potassium ion transmembrane transport; stabilization of membrane potential. The coding region runs from base 607 to 2088 and encodes 493 amino acids. Gene Ontology annotation, cellular component: membrane.